AGGUCAUUUAAAUCCAAAAAUAAUCGGAAUUUUAAAGCGCGACCUCAGAUAAAUUAAAAUAAAUUGCAAUUUUCAAUUAAUAUGAAUUGAUUUUUGUUUGCCGGACAUAUUGUAUAUACUUUUAUCUAGAUAAAAUUCUAAACUGUCCAAGCGCAAUGCUGUCAGUACUUUGAGUGAAUAACAGUACGCGCCUUUAAAUAAAAAUGCUUUUGUCCAGUUAGAAAAAACAAACGACACGCCGCUCCGCGCCGCGCGAGCGACGCCGUCGCCGCCUGGCGGCCGCCCGGCGCAGACGCAGGCGCGCACGGGCGCGUAUAAGUGGCGCGCGUCGCCGCCGGCCGCGCAGUCAGUUUCGUCUGGUCGGCCAGGCGGUUUGUGUGUGUAAAUUUAUCGUUGCGCCACACGCGUCACUCGUCUCGGUUCUCGCGCCCGCGAAUCCAUUUAUCCACCCACGUCUUUCUCUCUCUCUCUCUCUCUCUCUAUCUCUUUCGCGCGCGCGCGCGCGCGACAAGAGUCAGACGCUGCUCCUCGCGCUCCGCUCUACUCCGCUCCGGAUACGGUCGUCGCGGCGGCUAUGACAGAGAACGCGACGCGUCACCCCUCGUCGUCGGCCGGUAGCGUCUCGUCUGCCACGCUAUAAUUGCGUAAGCUCGUCCAUCCGUCGUGCAGUAGUCGCUUUACACGGCGUCGUCGCGCGCCCGCCGCGGGGACGUCGAUGAAGGGUAGGUGUCGACGGCGGCGCGUUGCUCGGAGCUCGUAAGCGUCGCGUCGAGCCGCGGGGGGAGGAACAACGCGAUUCACGGCCGUGACGGACGACGUUUCGAUUGACAGCUGACACGGUCGAAGCGGCGUGAAGAGAGGAGCGACUCGUGAUCGUCAUCGUUAUCAUCAUCGUCAUUGCCGUCGUCGUGGUGCCGCGUGUGCGUGUGUGCGUGCAUGUGCGCGGGUACGGGCGGCGAAUCACCACCCGGUGCUGAGGAGGACGCGACGGCGACGACGACGCAGGACGGCGACGACGGUGGCGGCGGAGGAGGCGGCGGGUAUCACGCGACACGAUGACGGCGAUCCUGAUGUCCGUGGCGGAGCUGUCCAACAUAUUCUCGGUGCUCGCCGUGCUGAUAUGCUUCUGCGGGGUCCUGCUGUUCAUCAUGAGGUGCGCUACCGGGAACACGAUGGUGCUGCGCAUCCACGACGACCUGAUGUUCGGCGGCGGCGGCGGCGGCGUGAUAACGCAUUCGCCGCGCAUACCGCAGAUGGAGAUGAUGAAGGUCCACAUUCCCUUCACCUUCAAGCUCCACGAGAGCUUCAAGAGCACGUACGCCGAGGUGGAGUGCGAGGUGUCUAGCCAAGUGGAGUACUCGCUGCAGGCAAUCUGGGGCGUCAGCAUAAGAGAGCUACACCUGGCGCUCUGGAAGCCGUGGAGCACGUUACGGGAUGCGUCACUGAACGGGACCCUUUUACAGGGACACGCGCAAUACCUCACGCCACCGCAAACACAGCCGCACGGUGAGGAAACAUUGAGAUUGUCGCUACCGGCUCCGGAACUUGAGCUCGGUACCCCGCCACGGCUCUGCUACCCUCUGGUGAUCUUCCUAACUCGAAGAGACAAUCGGGAUCCCCAUCCCGACGAAACUGUGGCCCUGGUGAACGUCGUUCAUAUUAAAGACAGCGUGUGCACGUUGCCAACUUCGAUUCUAGCGCAAUACCUGAAGCAGGCAAACGGCCAACUGUCUUGCUUAAAGCAACUGUACCUGGCCACGGGAAACUCGAGCAACUACGACGAGAGCGACGCGAUGUCGUCGGCGGGUCUGGGCUCGCCGACCCUGGCGCUCGCCGAGCCGUGCAAUAACAACGACACCGCUGGCGGCACCGGCGGCGCCGGUGGCCGCGGCACUCUGGUGGCCUCCGGCCAAAGCGGCGACCAGGAGGGCGGCUCACUCUGGAACACCACGGGCGAACAGCUCUGCGUCGUCUGCCAGUACUUUCCGCUGUCGCGUGCCCUGCUGCCCUGCCGGCACACCUGCAUCUGCGCCUCAUGCUUCGGCAAGCUUGACCGGUGCCCGAUGUGCCGCAGCCCGAUCAAGAGCUACUUCUGCAUACGCAGCGAGGAAUACAUGCCGCCGGAGAAAGAGAUCAACCUGUGCAAGCAACGGCAACCGAGUCACGGGCCGACCCAUUGGCUCCAUGAUUGGAACGACCGACUCACCGACUUCCUCGGCUUCGCCCGAUAGGAGUGUUGCGCUCUAUCUACUCGGAGAUUGCGCACGUCCUGCACACGCGAGCGUCAGGAUGGUCGGCGGUGACUUUUUGUUUAGUACGGACGAUUUCUGCACAGUUAUUUCUAUAUAAAUCCGAGGUGAUAACUUUGUGGUAGAAUAUCAAUGUCUUAAAAUGAUUGCGUGUUUUUCUCGAAAAAACAGAAGUAAUUGUACUUCAUUCUUUCAUUGCUCAAGUUUUAUAAAAAUGUUACAUGCACAGUGAACUAAACCAUCCGUAUCCUACUUUUUUUUCUCGGCAAUUGAUAAAUAGCAACGCAGAUUGAUUUUCGUGUAAUAUUUUCAAUGACACAGUAAUUGACAAAUUUGUUUCACCAUCACGUUUAUAUGCGAAACAGUUUCUCAUGCUUUCAACUUGCAACUCCAUAUUUUAAUUCUUACAUCCGCUUACAAACGAUCAAGUUUUAUUCCGUCCUAAUUUUUCCUACACGCCUAUAAGCACAUAAUAUUUCUAGACAAAAUAUUAUAAAAAUAUUAAAAAUUAAAAUAAUAUUUCAAGAAUAUUACUCAAUCUUUUUAUUAUUUUAGUAUUAUGGGGAUGUUCUGUUAAUGUUAUAUGUCCAUUUUUUACAUAAUAUUUGUAAUAUAUUCAAUAUCCGUGAAAUUAUGGUGAAAUUUUACAAAUAUUAUUAUGGUUUUUAAUAAUAUUACGAAUAUUAUUAAAAAUUAAUGUGAAUUAUUUUGUAUAAAUUUAUUAAUUUUAUAAUUAUUACAUUUAAAAGUUGUAAUAUUCCCGAUGAUUUAAAAUAUUGAAGUAAAUAAUAUUAUUUAUCUCUUCAUAUAAUAUUUAUAUAAUAUUAUCAGCAGUGGACAUAACAUUUUUUAUUUAUAUUUCAGGAAUAUCAUUUGAUAUUAAGUAAUAUUAUAGCGCUUAUAAGGAUGAGUUGGAAAAGUUACAUUUAGUUCAAUAAACUAUUAACUAUUGCUCCCAUCUCUGAUUUACGUUGGAAUCAAUUUUCGUAGAGCUUAUCGAACAAAACAAAAAGUAUCAAAGUUAUACUGAUAUCUUGAUUUAUCGUUUAAUUCUAAGGAAAGUGUUUGUGAGGACUCGCGAGAAAAACGCUGUAACAGCCCAGUUCUCCAUUCAACGGAAUACGUGCAAAUAAUUUUCCUGUGUCGUAAAGAAUCACCGCACUCGCUUUUAACUACUACUUCUAUUGAAUGGAAGUGUAAAAUUUUAAUAAUUUCUUUUAGAAUGUCAGAAAUUUAAAAUAAUCUUAAAACAAAUCUUUUCAAUGUUUUAUAUCAUGUAUUUUAGAAAAAAAGAAGUUUAAGUUGAAAUUCUAUUCAAAUGCCCACUUAUGGAAUCAAGAAUUAUACGCGAUUUUGUCAUAGAGACUUUCUCUUCUGAAAAAUCGAACUAUCAUUCAUCAUUGACUCAAUUAUGACUAUUCAACAAUUUUCGACAUACACCCACAAAUUACAUUUGAUUUAAGAUUUCUCCAUAUUUUUUUUUAUUCUCUACUUACGCAAUAUCGAUAUUUUUUUAAUAUGAAUUUAAGGCGUGCUUCAAAAAUAAGCUCUUAAUUUUGAUCGAGAGAAGAUUAAUUUCGAAUCUGUAAUAUAGAGACACCGAGUAUAUUCUCCCGUUUUACUGUUCGCAUCAUCGCCAGUCGACUGGCUCACCUGAACAAAUCUCAGUUCAUCCAAUUAGGGAGAGGUUGACCAUGGUAACAAACUUCCGCAUUCUGCCUGUACAGGAGGCAGAUACCAAGCGAUCCAGUUGGAUCGUUGUACACUCGGCUUCGUUAAAGUCUUUGCAUAUGACAUGAGACAUUUUAUUCGGAAUUACGGAAAUUUAAAUGCAAGUCGAUUAUGCCGAGGCAUUCAGAAUUCCAUAAAUAUUCGUAUAAGAGAUUAAAUAAAACAUUAAACAGUUAACUACGCUAUAUUUAAUUAAUAAAAAAAUAAUUUUAUGGAUUUUGACUCAUCUGAACAAUCUCAGUUCACCUAAUUAGGAAGUGAUUGACCACGGUAACAAAUUUGCGCAUUUUGCCUGUGCAGGAUGCAGAUAUCAAGCGAUAACUGCGCUACAAAAAAAGGGAUUUGGAUAUAAAUUAAAUAUCACUUGAGUACAAAUCAAUUAAAUAAAUUACAUCAUUUUUAUCUAAAAAAUAUAUAGUCCUUUUAUUUUAAUUUCUCUUAAUUAUGCAGUUAGGAUGGGAUCACGGUGGGAAGGGGACAGAAGAAUAGUACUACUUGCUUACCGAAAACUUGUAAUUAUGUCGUAUCUUCGGAUUUAGGCAACUCUACAGAUUCCCUUUGAAAUAGGUCACCUGAUUAUUGGACGAGUACACUUGGCAUCAUUAUGUCCUCACGUGUAAAUUAAGCACUUUCGGAUCGAACUGGACGAUCCAACUGGAUCGUCAUACACUCGGCUUCGUUAAUGUCUUUGCAUAUGAGAUGAGACAUUUUAUUCGGAAUCAUGGAAAUUUAAACGCAAGUCAAACACGUCUAAGCAUUCGUAAUUCCGUAAAUAUUCGUAUAAGAAAUUAAAUAAAACAUUAAACAGUCAACUACACUAUAUUUAAUUAAUAAAAAAUAAUUUUAUGUAUUUUUUAUUGUCACGAUACGAAAAUAUUUAUGCACGAUACAUUCGAUCCGAAAGUGCUUAAUUUAGACGUGAGGACAUAAUGAUGCCAAGUGUACUCGUCCAAUAAUCAGGUGACCUAUUUCAAAGGGAAUCUGUAGAGUUGCCUAAAUCCGAAGAUACGACAUAAUUACAAGUUUUCGGUAAGCAAGUAGUACUAUUCUUCUGUCCCCUUCCCACCGUGAUCCCAUCCUAACUGCAUAAUCAAGAGAAAUUAAAAUAAAAGGACUAUAUAUUUUUUAGAUAAAAAUGAUUUAAUUUAUUUAAUUGAUUUGUACUCAACUGAUAUUUAAUUUAUAUCCAAAUCCCUUUUUUUGUAGCGCACAUUUUCGUUUAGGAUUGUAUUUUCUAAAAAAAGACUUUGCAAAAUUGUAUUAAAUAUUUUGAGGACUGCGACUGCGUUCCCCUAAAUAAAUGAUCGUGUACAUAUAUAUAUGAGAGAUCACACCGGGAAUUUUUACUAUGCGACAUUUUGUAUGUAAGUACGUUAGAUGUAAAUAUAUUAUAAGCGAGAUCUAUGGUGCAAUUGAAAGCAAAGAUGUUAUCCAAUUACAACAAAAAUGUGCAAUAUGCGAUUGUGUGUAGACCGGCGAUAGUAUAUUUUUUCAUAUUACUUCAUUCGUCGCAAUCUCAUAAUUCGUUAGUAUCACAUUUCUUUGUAAGGAAACAACUUUAGGAGCGGUAUAAUUUGAUAUUAUAUUUAAUCCUUUCGUAUCUUCGGGACAUGUAUGUCACACGUGCGAAAAAAAUUAUAACUUUUAAACAAGUAAUGCUAUUGAUUUAUCUUGGCUCGAUUUGAUGAAGGAGGUUCAGGCUACACGUAAAAAAAUCACAUACUUUGAAAAGUAAUGUUUUCAAUAAAAUAUAAUUAACUAAAUUUUUUGCAAAAAAAUCAAACUUUUAGAUAAUGAAGAUUUAGAUGUCAACAUAUUAUAGAACUAAUGCUAAUUAUACACUGAAAGUCUCAUUUAAAUGUGAUUACAACUUUAUUGUGAUGAAUAUUAUAAUAGUUUAUAUAUGUAAUGUGUGGACAACCCCACAAUUUGUUACAGUCAGAGAACUUUUUUUACCGUUCUAAAUACGUCCGAGGACAACGCACUCCGUAACAAUAUAAUACAUAUUUAAAAAACUAAAAUCCAAGCUUAUUUUAAAUAACAUUUCAUGACCACCAUUUUGAAUUUAAAUUUUGAUAGUAAAUUUGGAAUCAACACUCUCAAAAACCUAUAAAGCCAUUCUUACAAAACGCCUCUCUUUUGCAAAAAGCCGGAGGUACGAAAGGAUUAAGAUCAUCUUAAGUAUCAUUAAAAUUACAAUGACCCAAGCAAUGUAAUGAUUGUAUAGUUUUUCGAAAUUGUUUACGACGUUCUUAAAUGAAAAUCGAACUAGAAAUGUCGUCUAUUCGUGGAAUUCUACAUCUGAACAUUGGUGUUUUUAAUUGUACUAAUUCGUCAUUAAGUUGUCCGAUACUUGGUAGAUAUAUACAUGUAUGCAUGCGUGCGUGUCUGUAUGUAUGUGUGUUGUGUAAGGCACCUGGGGUGAAGACGUGCGAAUCGAAUCGAAUUUUGUUUCUGUGUUCAAAUCCACAUGUUCGAACUAAAUUGGCAAAAUUUUACUCGAAUCAAAUAAAAAAUCGUUAAAACAACUUUCAAUUAUUAAUAUAAUUAUCUCAUCUGAUUCGAUUCGUAUUCAAGUGGUUCGCACUUCUCUACUGAACCGAGGCUCAUUUAUUUUAUUUUUUAAAAACUAAUAAAAUUCUUUUUCUAAAUAAAAUAAAUAAAAUGGGCCUACACGUUCAGCCCCACGAUUCCUUACGAUUAACAUGUAAGUUUACUUCCUUAAUAGGGCUCUCGUCGUCGCGAGAAGCGUUUUCGUCGGAUUCGCACGUACAGUUAAAGUAUUAUCCGUUUCUUCGCAAAUUCCACAUUUACCGUUUACAUGCGUGUGUAUGCGUGCGUGCGUGUGUGCGUGUGUGAAGACGCGUGCAGCGUUUUUUGUCGAAAUUUUGUACCGUUAAAACGCUAGUGGACGCACGGCACAGAGAGUAUUCGAAGACACGUGAGUGGAAGGCGGUGUUAAUUCUCUAGAUUAGGACCAUCACGUUAAUCUUUAACGCUGUAAAUAGACAGACUGUGAUAAUUUCUAACAACGUCUGCGUGAACACAUCUCGUGAACGGGGGUGACGUGAGGAGGGACACGUUCAGGAGAGAGAGAAAAAGAGAGAAAGAGGCCUCUAAGGAGGAUUAUCCUGGAGGAGGUGAAGGGAAAGAUGGUUGUGAUCGAAGGACACGAGAGAGCGAAGGCCUUUGCAGUCAAUUUAUCGUAAAGGAAUUUAACACUUUAAUUUAUAUUCUAAGCGAUGAGAAAGCGUGGGCCGAACGUCUCGAUCCGCGCUCGAAGCACCAUACCUGUACAUAAUUUAUUUAAAUAAAGUGUAUUAGCUGGCAUUUUA
Molecule: messenger RNA, 7315 nt
Organism: Solenopsis invicta (red fire ant)
Lineage: Eukaryota; Metazoa; Arthropoda; Insecta; Hymenoptera; Formicidae
Product: cell growth regulator with RING finger domain protein 1
Exons: 6
Coding region: 1056-2231 (391 amino acids)
Biological process (GO): negative regulation of cell growth
Source: RefSeq, a predicted model, not a curated record